AUGGUAAAACAUUGUCGCUUGUCCCAAAAAGAGCGCCUCCGUGCUGUUUUCAUGGCAGAAAAUGGUAAAAAUUAUAGUAAAAUUGCAACAAUUUUGGGUUCUAUUGCAAGCGGCGUCAGAAAAAUCGUUAAGAAAUAUCAGAAUUCAGGUUCUACAGCAGACAAAGCACGUUCUGAAAGGCCAAAGAAGAAGACGGCUCAUAUCGAUAGGGUGCUGGUCCGCAUGUCACUUCAGGAUAGUCGCAUGACUGCACCACAACUAAGCCGGAGACUGUUGGAGGAACAUGGAGUUAAUUUGGCCUCCAGAAAUGUGCGGAAGAGACUACAAAAAGCCGGAUUGAGAGGAUGUGUGGCAGCAAAGGAACCUUUGCUCUCUGCCGCCUUAUCCGGCGACGGUUAG
This is a messenger RNA of Hydra vulgaris (swiftwater hydra), 399 nucleotides long. RefSeq lists its product as uncharacterized. The record is from RefSeq and is a predicted model, not a curated record. Gene Ontology annotation, molecular function: DNA binding. Gene Ontology annotation, biological process: DNA integration; DNA transposition. Lineage: Eukaryota; Metazoa; Cnidaria; Hydrozoa; Anthoathecata; Hydridae.